Brassica rapa (field mustard) is the source of this 2586-nucleotide messenger RNA. Its product is annotated as histone-lysine N-methyltransferase MEDEA. NCBI's taxonomy places the organism in Eukaryota, Viridiplantae, Streptophyta, Magnoliopsida, Brassicales, Brassicaceae. Gene Ontology annotation, molecular function: chromatin binding; histone H3K27 methyltransferase activity; protein binding. Gene Ontology annotation, cellular component: nucleus. Gene Ontology annotation, biological process: heterochromatin formation. The record is from RefSeq and is a predicted model, not a curated record.
AUGGAGAAGAAAAGGCGUAAAGAUGGCAAGGAGUUGCUACCCGACUUGAAUGAGGUCAAAGCGCAAAUCGGAAAAGAAAGAUUUGAUCAUAUUAAUAAUAAAUUCAAGUCGAGAGUCUUACCGAGUGUGACUGCUCAUGCUGCCCAUAAUCAUUUGCUUCCCUUAACCCGGCACAAUGGAAAGCGUAACAACGAAACAGCCAUCAAAAUGCUUUCUUCGAGAAUGGAACCUCUAGUCCAUCAUUUCAAUGAAAAUGAUGAUAUUUCUUAUGAAGAAGUUACAUUUAAAAUUCCUGAUGAAGAGGUUACCAAGCUUAUAUCUGUUAAACAGCUACCUCGAUCCCUUACCUGGGUUUUCACGGAUAGUAAUCAGCUAAUGGCUGCAAGUGAGUCUGUGAUUGGUAAGAAACAAUUCCAUUAUGUGGAUGGUGAGGCAGUGGAAUUGAGUCCUGACAAGAAAAAGUAUGAAGACGCCAAGAAACAAAAAAUGGAGUUUUCCAAAGAGGUUGAUCGGUUUAUAUGGAAGAUUGGUCAGAAAUAUAGUCUGGAUGAUCUGGUGGUGCAGAGGACUCUAUCCAAGUUCCUUGAACUGAAGGUUUCAGAUAUUUUGGAGAGAUACAAUAAGCUUAAGAAUGAUGGAGAUAUUGGUGAAAUUUCUGACAAAAGCAAAUUUAUUUCUGUUCCGGCAACUGCUGAUAAGCACUUUUGCCGUCGUUGCUUGAUAUUCGACUGUCAUCUUCAUGAAGAAUAUCAGCCUCUGCCUAGAGAAAACAAAUCUAAUUUGUUUGAGAGGGAAGAUGCUGAAAAACAAUGCAGUAAGCAUUGUUACCUUAAGCCAAGGAGUUUCAUAGAAGCUGAUCAUGUGGUGGAUAAUGAUAACUCUAUAUCAAACGAUAAAGGGAAUAAUGUGGUCACAGGUACAAACACAGAAACUUGGAGCCCUGUAGACAAGAAUCUUUACUUGCAAGGAGUUGAAAUCUUUGGGAGAAACAGUUGUCUUAUUACAAGAAACUUACUUUCCGGACAUAAGACGUGUUUAGAGGUUUACAAUUACAUGCGGGAGCAAGAUCAAACUCCAGAAAUAGACAAUCAGGUUAAUAAAGAGAUAUCUCGGAAAAAAACUAAGUUUGCCAGAAAAAGAGCCAAACUCAAAAAACAUGUUUGUUAUCCACCUGCUAUAAAAAAUUCAGCUAAGGAAUUAAAUAAGGAGUAUAAGCAGUACACACCAUGCACUUGCGAACCAGUAUGUGGAGAUCAAUGCCCUUGUUUAACUAGCGGAAAUGUCUGUGAGAAGUAUUGCGGGUGUCUAAAGACAUGCAAGAAUCGUUUUGGGGGAUGUAACUGUGCAAAGGGUCAAUGCAGUAACCGACAAUGUCCUUGCUUUUCUAUUUCUCGUGAAUGCGAUCCAGAUAUUUGUCGCAGUUGUUCGCUUAGCUGUGGAGAUGGCUCUCUCGGUGAGGCAUCACAGCCAAUCCAAUGCAUGAACAUGCGAUUCCUCCUUAAGAAACACAAGAAGAUUCUCCUUGCAAUGUCUGAUGUUCAUGGAUGGGGUGCAUUUACACGGCACUCUCUAAAGAAAAACGAGUUUCUCGGAGAAUAUACUGGCGAAUUGGUUUCUUAUGAGGAAGCAGAGGAACGUGGGAGAGCAGAAAGAAAGAAUGGUUUUUCCUAUCUCUUUACCUUGAAUGAUAAGAUCUGCAUUGAUGCUCGCCGUAAAGGGAACAAGCUUAAAUUUCUCAAUCACUCAUCAAAGCCAAACUGCUACGCCAAGUUGAUGGUCGUCAGAGGAGAUCAUAGGAUUGGUUUGUUUGCGGAUAAAAAUAUCGGGGAAGGUGAGGAGCUUUUCUUCCACUAUUGCUAUGGACCAGGACAUGCGGAUUGGUCUCAAUAGACGUGGAUCUGAGGAAACUAUGAUGCUAUUCUUUUUUACAAACAAAAAAAACACUAUAAUGCUAUUCUGCGUUACUACACCAAAUUUUUUUAACUAUCUUCUUUGUAUGUUUUAUAAGGUUUGUCUCUUUUGUCUCGUGUUUUUGAAACUCCUAAAUUUCCUUUGAUAUUACUCAAUUAAAACCUAAUUUUUUUAUGUUCGUUUUCUAGAACUUUGAAAGAAAAAGACUAUGAAUAAUUUACAUUUUGUAAUCAUCUUAUAGCCAAAUUGCAUCUAUGCUCAUAAUCAAAAACAAGUAUGCAUGUAUUUAUAUAUAAAAGACUUCUCUUAUGAAUUUAUAAUUCAAUAACAAUUAGCUAUGGAUAAACUGAUUCAGCAGCUACGUUUAUAUAAACUUAGGUAUUGAUUUGUUGAUAUAAAAAUUAUAUGGAUUUUGGUAAUAUAUGGAACAUGUUAUUUAGUCGAAAAAAACAACAAAGAAAAGUCUCGUGCGUCUAGCAUAACUGGUAACUAGAUUUUGACCCGCGCAGACGCGCGGGUGUAUAUUUUGAAAAAUAUGUUGAUAUUUGUUUUUCAUGUAAUUAUUAGGAUUUGGAAAAAUGAAUCCGAGGAACCUAACCGAUACCGAUCCAAAAAUAUAGUAUCAAACCCGAACAUAAAUUGAUUAAAUAUUCUAAUUAUUCAAAAUUUUGUUAU